AUGUCCUCUCCUCUUUUCCGUCCCAAUCCAUCCUCCCCCGCCCCCGCCAUGACCGUCGCCAUGCACGACGACCCACACAACGACGACGCCCUCGCCCUCCACGACCAGAUGCUCUUCGGUCCCAUCGAUCUCGACGACGCGUCCCCCGUCCAGCACCAUCCACACAACUUCCACUGGGACUCGUAUCUCAACAUCGAGCCCGACAUCAAGCCCUCCUUUGUCUUCCCCACCAUGGCCAACUACGAGUUCGCACAUCCACAACCACCCUUCUACGACCCCGCCGCCCUCUACUCUCCCUCAGACGACCCCGCCUCCGCGCCCUCUCUCGAUGAUCUCGCUACCUGGAUCAACGAUCCUGAUCUGGCUCUACACUCCCCCUCUUCUCCAAUCCCAAUACCCUCACCCUCAGACACCAAUAUCUCCGCAUCUUCCUCCUUCAUCGCAUAUCAGGAUUUCCCCCAGGAUGCUGCCUUUUCUCCCACCGCGUUUGCUGCCCUUCAUCCUCUUCCACGCUCCAUCUCGCCCCCAUCGUCUUUUGAUGAUCCCAGGGCUGUUCGUCCCCGUGUUCACUCUGUCGUCUCACCCCGCGACAUGUCCAUGCAUACCCCUUCGUGGGCAUCUCAGCUUUGGGAGGCUCCAAGCGCCCAUCGUACCCAGAAUCUAGUCACUCGUCCAUCCAUCAGACACUCGCCUCUGACCGAUGUCACCCUUCGCCAGCGUCUUCCUCAGCGUCGCGGUUCCCUUUCCUCUGGUCAGCUUUUCCAGUCGUCCAGUGCUCCUUCCCACACAGAGUCUCUCGUGCCAGCUAUGACUCGAACUUACACCAGGAGAGCAGAUUCCCUAAGUGUCACCGACGAUCGUGACGCAACCGUCCGCAGAAAGAAACGGUCUCCUGACGAGGAUAUCCAGAUUCCCACAUCUUCUACAAAGUCUGCAGAUAGUCCUCUCAAAUCUGUACUCCGCCCUCCAAAGCUUGCUCCCUCUGCUUGGCAGCUUUAUUUCACCGACUGGAUCCAAAAGCAGCAGGCAUCGGGCACCCGCAAGUUGAAUGUCGCCCAGGCCGCCAAAGAGGCCGGUCAGGAAUACGCUUGCUUGAGCCCAGCAGAGAAAGAGCCAUACAAACGGCGUUCACAGGCCAUGAAGGAGGCUCGGGAGAAGGAACAUGAGGCCUAUAUGCGUACUCUCACUCCAGAAGAUAUCAAGCGCGAGAAUUUAUUCCGUGCUGCGCAGCGCAAGGCCGGCAAGUCACGCAAGAGUAACAUCAAGGACCCUAACGCUCCGAAAAAGCCUCUUUCCGCCUACUUUAUGUUCCUCCAGAGAAUUCGUGCUAGUCCUCGUUUGGUCUCUGAUAUCUUUGGAGACGAGACAGAGACCACUAAACAGAGUGUCCUGGCUGCCGCCAAAUGGCGGUCCAUGACAGAUGCUGAAAGACAGCCCUUUUUGGCUCAGGCUGAACAGGAGAAGAUGGAGUACGAGGCUGCAAGACGAUUGUACGAGGAGGGUACAACUGGCUUUGGGUCUAGUAUCAACUUUAGCAUCUUACCGGGAAGCCCGCACUUCCCUGUCGUCAAGAUGGAAUCCGAGAGUGAGAGCGAGGGUUUCACAACUGACGACGGUUCCGAGCGACCUAUUCGCUCAUAA
Molecule: messenger RNA, 1641 nt
Organism: Psilocybe cubensis
Lineage: Eukaryota; Fungi; Basidiomycota; Agaricomycetes; Agaricales; Agrocybaceae
Exons: 4
Coding region: 1-1641 (546 amino acids)
Source: RefSeq, a predicted model, not a curated record